AUGAUCACUAAAUUCAACUCCACUGAAAAAGCCAAUCUAAUUGGUGGCUAUUUGUUGAACAAUUUUGUGAGUAAUGCUAUGAAGGUGGCGAAUGGUUCUAUGGAAAAUCCAAAGAAAAUGCUACUAUACUCUUCGCACGACGGCACGUUACUCGGUCUUAUGUACGCAAUGGGGGUGGGAAACAAUCUUAUGAUACCAUACGCUUCAGCAGUCAUCAUGGAGAUAUUCAAGGAAGGCAACGAAUACCAAGUUGAGUUUCUCUCUUCCGGAACGAUACCACAAGAGCGCCGUAUCCGUUGA
Messenger RNA from Ostertagia ostertagi, 300 nucleotides. The record is from the annotation of a GenBank genome assembly. NCBI's taxonomy places the organism in Eukaryota, Metazoa, Nematoda, Chromadorea, Rhabditida, Trichostrongylidae.